GCCAAGUGGCCAGGAAGAGCCUCAGCCCCUCCGGAGCGGCGAGCAGCGAGGUGCCGGGACAGGAGCCGCGGGAUCGCACUCCUCCAGGACAAGAUGAAGCAGCUCUUCCUGCUCUUCCUCCUCGGACUCAUCACCAGGUCCUUGCAGAUCGAAGACAACAAGAUCCCUGGGCUGUGCUCAGGGCAGCCAGGCAUCCCGGGGACCCCGGGCCUGCACGGGGGCCAGGGUUUGCCAGGCAGAGACGGGCGAGAUGGCCGGGAUGGAGCCACGGGGAUGCCAGGGGAGAAGGGCGAGAUGGGCCCUCCUGGAGCGCCCGGUCCCCGCGGGGAGGUGGGCAGCCCCGGCGCGGACGGGCUGCACGGCGAGAAGGGGGCUCAGGGCGAGUGCGCCGUGGCUCCUCGCUCCGCCUUCAGCGCCAAGCGCUCCGAGUCGCGCAGCCCUCCCCUGGCCGACCAGCCCAUCCUCUUCGACGUGGUGCUCAUCAACGAGCAGGGCCACUACGACCCGGCCACGGGCAAGUUCACCUGCGAGGUGCCCGGCCUCUAUUACUUCGCCGUGCACGCCACCGUGUACCGCACCAGCCUGCAGUUCGACAUCAUGAAGAACGGCCGCUCCAUCGCCUCCUUCUUCCAGUACUACGGCAACUGGCCCAAGCCCACCUCGCUCUCGGGGGGCACCCUGGUGCGCCUGGAGCCCGAGGACGAGGUGUGGGUGCAGGUGGGAGUGGGGGACUACAUCGGCUUCUACGCCAGCGUCAAGACGGACAGCACCUUCACCGGCUUCCUCGUCUACUCCUACUGGCAGAACUCGGCCGUGUUCGCCUGAGCCGCCCUGGGCCGCGGCUGGGGCCGGGCAGGUGUGUUACUGUAUGAAAGGACACAGUACCAUGGCUUUCUCUUGCAUGCAGAGUCAUGUUACUGCGUCCUCUCGCCGCUCCGUGACCUCUGCUUGGAGGUUCCACCGAGAUGUAACACAGGCGCCCCUUCCCAUCACCGGGGGUGGCAGCGGGGGCAGCGGGACCCCUGCGCCGCUCGGGGCACAGAUACGAUCCCUCUGCCAUCGGGGGUACCGGGGAGCACCCCCGCAGCAGCGCUAUGAGGAAUAAACUCGCUGUUAUUUCGGGCACCCGCAGAGGGGCAGGGCAAGCCGGGCUGAGUGGCCGGGAGCCCGUCCCG
Molecule: messenger RNA, 1175 nt
Organism: Ficedula albicollis (Collared flycatcher)
Lineage: Eukaryota; Metazoa; Chordata; Aves; Passeriformes; Muscicapidae
Gene: C1QTNF5
Product: C1q and tumor necrosis factor related protein 5
Exons: 3
Coding region: 94-825 (243 amino acids)
Molecular function (GO): protein binding
Source: RefSeq, a predicted model, not a curated record